GGAAUAAUAGUGUUUAAAUAAAUUUCUUUUAAAUUUAUUCUAAAAUGAGUGGCUCAGAGAUUGAUUACGAUAGUGAUCAAAAAAUAUCAGAUUCUCAUUCUAAACUUUUAGAAGCAGUGGCACAACUCGAUAAAGGACAGAGGGUUAAGAAACCAGAAAGAACAGAACCAACAUUAGAAGUAUCUGAAUUUCAUUUAGUUAAAAGUGGAAUAUCUGAUAAAGAUGCAGUAUCUGUUCAAAAUUUAGUAAAGUUGUUAGGAAAUAAGGGACAUCAUACAGAGAUAAGUAAGAGAUUUAAUGCAGCUCAGAAAAAAACUAAAGUUCUUUCUAAGCCAUUAGAAAAACCUUCUGCUGAUCGUAUAAAAAGAGUGGUUGGAUUUGAAAAAACUAAACAACAAGUAAAAAAAUGGAAUGGAAUAAUUUCAUACAACAGAACUGCAGAAAAGGUUUAUUUUCCUCUGAAUCAACUAUCUGUUGAAGUGGAACCGACCACACAAUUUGUUAAAAGAUUUAAACUGCAGUCAAAUUUAGAAAAACAAUUAGCUGCAUUAGAACCAGAGCCAGAAAAAGUAGAAGAAAAAGAAGAUAAAGUUUCAAUGACUUUAGAAGAAGUACUAGAAAGGAGAAAAGAAGCUGCUCGCAUGAGAGCUUUACAGUCUUACAGAGAAGCAAAAGCAUAUAGACAAAAAAGAAUAAAGAGUAAAAAAUUCCACCGUGUUCAGAGAAAGGGAAGGAUGAAACAACAACUUAAAGAAUAUGAGGAAUUACAAAAAUCAGAUCCGCAGGCCGCUUUAGAAAAACUAAUGUUGCUUGAUAAAUCCAGAGCAGAAGAACGAAUAACGCUAAGGCAUAAAAAUACAGGUCAAUGGGCAAAGAGUAAACAAAUAAGAGCAAAGUAUGACAAAGAAACACGUCAAGUUCUUGCACAGCAAUUGUCUAUUGGUAGAGAAUUGACACAACAUUUGAAAGUAGCAGAUGAUAGUAAUGAUGAUGAUGAUGAUAAUGAACAGGAUUCAAUGUCUUUACAACUUUCUGAUAAUACAAAAGAAAAUCCAUGGAUAAAUGAAGUUAAAACUGAAUCGGAAAUCAAUGAAUUUAUCAGCAGUUAUCGUAAAUAUUGGGAUGGAAAAAAUUUAAAAGCAAAUAAUCAAAAUUCUAUUUCUCAUCAAACAAAUAAUACGUCUCAGGAAAAUGAUUUUGAAAAUAAUAAGACUGUUUCUUCUAAAGGGCAAUUAAUUACUAAAAAGAAUGAAUUAAAAAAAAACAAGAAAUCCUUAAUUGCAGAUAAAAAAGUAAAAAGUGAGUUUAAUGGCAUGCUUGAUAUGAAUGGAUCUAUAGAAGCCAUAACGGUAAAUAAUGAUGAUAAAAUAUUGGAUAAAGUAGCUGCUACAUCUGCUUGGAAUGUACAGGAAUGUGAGACUUUAAAUACUGAUGAUGUGAAAAAUAACUCAACAUUAUUAUCUGAGAAAAUAGAUGAAAUGUUUGACCUUAUGGAAGAUAAAAUGCAAAAACGAAUUCGUACGCAGAUAAGUCGUGUGAAAAGAAAGUUUAAUAUUGACAUGGAGAAGAAAAAUAAUAAUGACAAUGAAUCUAAUGUAGACGAACCUGAUAUAGAAGAGUUGGAGUUUAAAAAUAAAAAACAAAAACCGAUUUUGAAUAAGCCUAUGGAAGAGGUAAUUAAAUCUACAAAAUCAUUAAAAGAUGAAGAUGUAAUUAAAUUAAAGAGUUUAGCAAAAAGUAUGGAUAAAACAACUAUUGAUGUUUCCAAAAAUAAAGAUAUGGAUAUAGAUCCAAAUAAAUAUAUUAAUGUAACACCCAAACAUUUAAAUACUGACUUACCAAAUGUUACGACCGAUGGAGACGAUAUUUUAGAUGAUAACGAAGAUGAAGAAGAAAUACAUAACAUAAUAAGCGAAGCUUUUGCAGACGAUGAUGUAGUUGACGAAUUUAGAAAAGAAAAAGAAGAAGAGAUAAAGAAAUCGCAACCAGAGAAUAUAGAUCUUAGUUUACCAGGAUGGGGAUCUUGGGGUGGAACGAAUAUAAAACAAUCGUACCGUAAAAAGAAACAAUUUAUUAUAAAUGUACCAAAAGAUGCACCGCGUAAAGAUGAAAAUAAAGGCGAUGUUAUAAUAAUCGAAGACGAGGAUGCCAAAAUAAGAGAACAUCAAGUAAAUGAAUUACCAUUUCCAUUUUCAACCGUUAGAGAUUUUGAAGCUAGUAUCAGGGCACCGAUUGGACGAAAUUUCGUUCCGGAAAAUGAUCAUAAAAAGUUGAUCGAGCCUCCUGUACAGACGGCUAUGGGAAAAAUUAUUGAGCCUAUGGAUGAAAAUGUACUGAUUGAUAAAAAGAAAAUUAAGAAACGAAAAAAUGUAAAUGAAAACAAAACAAUUAUACCUAUUAAUAAGAAAAAAUCAAAGCAAUUAUAACAUAGAUAAUAAAAUUAUGCAAUUUAUGAUCCAAGUUUUUUAUUCAUGCAUACGUAUUUUAUAAUUUUGUUUAUAGAAAUAUCAAAAUAUAAUUAGAAAAUAAUUAGAAGUGACCAUGAAGAAUAUUGUC
Messenger RNA from Vespa crabro (European hornet), 2556 nucleotides. RefSeq names its product U3 small nucleolar RNA-associated protein 14 homolog A. Gene Ontology annotation, biological process: rRNA processing. The record is from RefSeq and is a predicted model, not a curated record. NCBI's taxonomy places the organism in Eukaryota, Metazoa, Arthropoda, Insecta, Hymenoptera, Vespidae. The transcript has 6 exons. Bases 45 to 2426 code for a protein of 793 amino acids. Gene Ontology annotation, cellular component: nucleolus; small-subunit processome.